This is a messenger RNA of Protobothrops mucrosquamatus (brown spotted pit viper), 1296 nucleotides long. It is a transcript of the gene SYT11, whose product is annotated as synaptotagmin 11. The transcript is spliced from 4 exons. Gene Ontology annotation, biological process: calcium-ion regulated exocytosis; regulation of dopamine secretion; regulation of calcium ion-dependent exocytosis. Lineage: Eukaryota; Metazoa; Chordata; Lepidosauria; Squamata; Viperidae. Gene Ontology annotation, cellular component: membrane; axon; synapse. The coding region runs from base 1 to 1296 and encodes 431 amino acids. Gene Ontology annotation, molecular function: calcium ion binding; calcium-dependent phospholipid binding; clathrin binding. The record is from RefSeq and is a predicted model, not a curated record.
AUGGCCGAGAUCGCCAGCGUCCGCCCCAGCUUCGAUGUCUCCCCCAUCGUGGCUGGCCUCAUCGGGGCCACCGUCCUGGUGGUGUCGGUCUCGGUGACGGUCUUCGUCUGGACAUGUUGCCACCAGCAGCUGGAGAAGAAGCAGAAGAGUCCUCCGUACAAGUUCAUCCACAUGUUGAAAGGCAUCAGCAUCUACCCAGAGACACUGACCAAUAAGAAGAAAAUCGUACGGAUCCGGAGGGACAAGAAGGGCGUGGCCAGGAAAGACGGGAACGGUCACCUCCUGGUGGACGCGGCCGAAGCUGGCUUGGUGGGCUCCGAGGGAACCUCCGCCGGGUCGAACGCGGCUUCUUCCAUCAACCAGCUCCCCGUCAAAGUAGAGUACGGAGAAGAACCGAGUCCUCAGCAAAGCUUGACCCCAGUGGGGAGCAAGACCUCCUCCAUGUCUUCUCCAGAAGAGGACCUCACGCUAGGCACGCUGACCUUCUCGGUGGAUUACAACUUCCCCAAGAAAGCCCUGGUGGUGACCAUCCAAGAGGCCCACGGAUUGCCGGUGAUGGACGAGCACAACCAAGGUUCGGAUCCCUACAUCAAGAUGACCAUCCUGCCGGACAAGAGACACCGCGUCAAGACCCGGGUUCUCCGGAAGACCUUGGACCCGGUCUUCGACGAGACCUUCACCUUUUACGGCAUCCCCUACAGCCAGCUCCAGGAUUUGGUCCUCCACUUCCUGGUGCUCAGCUUCGACCGCUUUUCUCGAGAUGACGUCAUCGGGGAGGUGAUGGUACCACUCGCGGGGGUGGACCCCAGCACCGGGAAGGUCCAUCUGACGAGGGAGAUCAUCAAGAGGAACAUACAGAAAUGCAUCAGCCGAGGAGAGCUACAGGUGUCCUUGUCGUAUCAGCCUGUGGCCCAGAGGAUGACCGUCAUGGUGUUGAAAGCAAGGCAGCUGCCCAAGAUGGACAUCACCGGCCUCUCAGGUAGAAACCCUUACGUCAAGGUGAACGUCUACUACGGCAGGAAGCGGAUCGCGAAAAAGAAGACCCACGUCAAGAAGUGCACCUUGAACCCCGUCUUCAACGAGUCCUUCAUUUACGACAUCCCCACCGAUCUGCUGCCUGACGUCAGCAUGGAGUUCCUGGUCAUCGACUUUGACCGCACCACCAAGAACGAGGUGGUGGGGCGGCUGAUCCUGGGGGUGCACAGCGUCACGGCGGGCGGAGUGGAACACUGGCGGGAAGUGUGCGAAAACCCCCGGAAGCAGAUCGCAAAGUGGCACAGCUUGAGCGAAUAUUAA